GCCCCGUAGAGUCCGGCAAAGUGUCGAACACUACAUUGAAGUGAAGAGGAAGUGUUGUUAAUAUGAAAAUAUAAGCAACAGUACAUUUGAAAUACCCCGCCGAGUGGACGGAACCGGUUUGUCGAGCAUACAAGCCAUGCCCACCCAGCCGUCUGCAAGGGAACCUGAGGAGGAGAUGGACGCAGAGGAAGAGUGUGGACUACCCGAGGCCAAUGGAGAAAUGGAUGUAGAGAGGGAGAGACCAGCAGGAGAGGGAGGAGGAGAAGGGGAGGAGACCAUGGAGGAGAGCACAGAGGAGAGGGAGAGUGACUUGGACGAUAGUGACGAGGAAGAAGAGGAGGAGGAGGAAGAGGAGAGUUCAGAGAUGGAUGACGAGGACUGCGAGAGGAGGAGAGGGGAGUGUCUAGACGAGAUGCUGGACCUGGAGAAACAGUUCCAGGAGCUGAAAGACAAGUUGUUUCGGGAGCGUCUGAACCAAGUGAAAGUGAAGCUGGAUGAGGUGCUGACAGGAAAGGCUGGAGAGUACAGAGAACCGCUGGCUACACUACAGAACAACAUGCAGCUACGUACGCAAGUGGCUGGCGUGUACAGAGAGCUGUGUCUGCAAGUGAUCAAACACAAGUACGAGUGUGAACUGCAGGGAGCGAGGCAACACCUGGAGAGUGAGCGGAUGUUACUGUUUGAUGCCAUGAAGACAGAACUACUGGAAAAGAUCAGGAGACUGGAGGAGGACAGACAGAGCAUAGACCUCACCUCUGAGUGGUGGAGCGACGAGAUGAGGAGCAAGAAGUGUAAACGAAAGAACGUCCUUGCACGGACGGAGAGAAAGAAGAAAGCUGCCCUGGUGUCGGGGCCGUUCAUCGUCUACAUGUUGAGAGACAUUGACAUCCUCGAGGACUGGACCGCUAUCAAGAAGGCAAAAGCAGCACUGACACCAGUAAAGAAGAAAGCUGAGAAGCGGUGAUGACCGGAUCGUCCCGUUGGACCAGCGGCGGCCAGACCAAACACAGAAAACACACAAGAGAUUCACAAAUCAACCGUUUUACAGUUACGGUUUCGCUUUCCUCCAGUAACCCCGGCGAUGUUUGUGACGUUGUCAUUCCUGCGCUGUUGACCCAAGCAAAAACCAUCCUACGUCUUAUAUAAAAUUUUGUAACAGCUAUUUAAAAUGAGUUUUUAUCGAUGAUUGAUAUGAUAACCAUGUAUUUAUAGAAUGUUUUAUUAUAGUGAUUAAAAUUUUAAUCUUUUAUGAUACAA
This is a messenger RNA of Lampris incognitus (smalleye Pacific opah), 1257 nucleotides long. It is a transcript of the gene brms1, whose product is annotated as BRMS1 transcriptional repressor and anoikis regulator. The record is from RefSeq and is a predicted model, not a curated record. Gene Ontology annotation, molecular function: histone deacetylase binding. Gene Ontology annotation, biological process: negative regulation of transcription by RNA polymerase II. NCBI's taxonomy places the organism in Eukaryota, Metazoa, Chordata, Actinopteri, Lampriformes, Lampridae. The transcript is spliced from 10 exons. Gene Ontology annotation, cellular component: Sin3-type complex. The coding region runs from base 137 to 964 and encodes 275 amino acids.